This is a messenger RNA of Cataglyphis hispanica, 10244 nucleotides long. It is a transcript of the gene bsk, whose product is annotated as stress-activated protein kinase JNK. The record is from RefSeq and is a predicted model, not a curated record. Lineage: Eukaryota; Metazoa; Arthropoda; Insecta; Hymenoptera; Formicidae. Gene Ontology annotation, molecular function: JUN kinase activity; ATP binding. Gene Ontology annotation, biological process: JNK cascade; protein phosphorylation. The transcript has 13 exons. Gene Ontology annotation, cellular component: nucleus; cytoplasm. The coding region runs from base 1219 to 2388 and encodes 389 amino acids.
GCGCACGGGGCGCGUCCGCUGUUACACAUUCUCGAUUAUACGGACGCUAAACGUUUUGAGGUUACAAACGGUACGACUGCGGCCGAGUAGUGAAUGGUCUGAACGCGGCGUGUAUAUUGUCUGUCGUCGUGGUUACGUCGUGGUGUUUGUUUCGUAUCACGUUGUCGCGCGUUCGUCGGCGGCGGGCUCCAUGUUGCUGCCGGUGGUAUGACGUCAUCGAGUGUCGGUGUCGGUGGUGUCGCGCGAGUGUAACCGUGUCGUCGUCGUCGUCGUCGUUCCCGUUGUUAUUCCUCUCUCUCCCGUCGUCAUACACAGUCCGUCACGCAUCAUGCUAUACUCGUGAUAAAGUUUGACAUUUUUCUCUUUCUCUCUCUCUUUUCUUCUCUCUUUUUCUCUCUUAUUCUCUUAUCUCGCGCCGUUCGCGAAACGCGAAGUGUACAACCGUCGCCGAAUCGCAUCGGUGGUUGCCACAGUGUGUGACCUCGUCGCUUUUCCCGGACACGUCCUCUCUCUCUCUCUCUCUCUUUGUAAUCACUGGUCCAUCUUCUUCAAUAUCCUCGCCUGUGCGAACGAACAAGAGAAUACCUGCAUCGAGACUAUCGCACCGAGGGCACGUCAUCUGUACGGCUGGUGAACAAAGGAUCAAGGAAGAGAAACAUGAAAUCCUUCGUAGCAACGUGAAUUGGAUUUCAAGAAUCUGGAUUCUAAUCUCUCGCCACAUAUCCCAUUCCGUAUUUACUCGUGAGGCACACGGCUGAGCAUGGAAUAACAAGAGAUCUCUGAUUUACGGGGCCUUUUUCUUCAUCGCGGUGCGCACGCGGAUCCCUGUUUCCGCAGUACUCGCCCCACUAACGUAACCAGCAGCAUUCGCCGCACAUCCACAAUGGCCGCCUAUUUAUGACAAUUCUGGGUCACGUGAGGACUCAUCGAGCAGCUUGUUGAGGCGUGGCCUGCCUGACACUUGCAGGUGCAGGUGCAGCGUGACGGUGACAGACGCGAUCGUAUAUACCUCGCCUAUAUUAUCAUUAUCAUUUAUUCCGUGGAUGCACUAAUAAUCUCACGUCCAAAGUGGCUAAGAGCGUAAGUCCCCGUCGAGUGCACCAAGAGUGCUCCAGCGGGGUGGACGGGGUGCAGGUGGUGGCACAGGUGCAGCAGCAGCAGCAGCAGCAGCAGCAUCAGCAGCCGCAGCAGCAGCAGGAGAGACGAACACCGAGGCGCAUGCCUUACCUGGGGCCUGACAUGACAACCCGGCUAUCCGCCAUGUUCUACACGGUUGAGGUCGGGGACACCAAGUUCACUAUCCUGAAGCGCUAUCAGAAUCUCAAGCCUAUCGGAUCGGGCGCGCAGGGAAUAGUUUGCGCGGCGUACGACACCGUCACUGCGCAAAAUGUGGCGAUUAAAAAGCUGUCCAGACCUUUUCAAAACGUGACACAUGCGAAAAGGGCCUACAGAGAGUUUAAACUGAUGAAGCUGGUCAAUCACAAAAAUAUAAUCGGUCUCUUGAACGCGUUCACACCGCAACGGUCGCUGGACGAGUUUCAAGACGUGUACCUGGUGAUGGAGCUCAUGGAUGCGAAUCUGUGCCAGGUGAUCCAGAUGGAUCUGGAUCACGAGCGUAUGUCGUAUCUUCUCUACCAGAUGUUGUGCGGCAUCAAGCACUUGCACUCUGCCGGCAUCAUUCAUAGGGAUCUAAAGCCAAGCAACAUCGUCGUAAAGUCCGACUGUACGCUAAAGAUUCUCGACUUCGGCUUGGCGAGGACCGCCGGCACCACAUUCAUGAUGACACCUUAUGUCGUAACGCGGUAUUAUCGAGCACCAGAGGUGAUUCUAGGCAUGGGUUAUAAGGAAAACGUGGAUAUCUGGUCGGUGGGAUGCAUUAUGGGCGAGAUGAUACGCGGUGGUGUUCUCUUCCCAGGCACAGAUCACAUCGAUCAGUGGAAUAAAAUAAUUGAGCAACUUGGUACUCCGGCGCAGGAGUUCAUGCAACGACUGCAACCGACUGUCAGGAAUUACGUGGAGAACAGGCCGCGGUAUCCAGGCUAUCCUUUCGAGAGGCUAUUCCCGGACGUCCUUUUUCCUUCGGAUUCCUCGGAGCAUAAUAGAUUAAAAGCGAGCCAAGCCAGAGAUCUAUUGUCGCGCAUGCUCGUGAUCGAUCCAGAGCGACGCAUUUCCGUGGACGAGGCGUUGCUGCACAAUUACAUAAACGUCUGGUACGACGAGGGAGAAGUCAAUGCCCCUGCACCAGGUCCAUACGACCAUAGUGUAGAUGAGAGAGAACAUACAGUGGAUCAGUGGAAAGAGCUGAUCUACCAGGAAGUGAUGGAAUACGAGACAAGUCACAAUCCCGCGGCGGUCGCCCAAUCGUCAGAGAGCGCUGGAAGUCGGUAGAUAUCGCGAGGCAGCAGCUCAUGCGCGGAUCCAUUUUCGCGGAAUCCUGCAAGAAAGCAUCCGAAUAGUCUGACUUACCGCGUGGAUGACGCAGCUGGAGCGACGUAGUGAGAAAAAAAAGAGGAAAUCGGAGAAAAAAAGAAAGAAGAUGAACUGAUGUCCACGAAUUGAUCUCCCUCUGAAUUUUCCUUCGGAAAGACAAAAAAUGCGACCGAAUAAAAAGCAGUUGGCAAAGAUGGUAAAGAGAGAAGCUUAUUCUGUCGAGCAGAAAGGCAAAUUAGAGUCUUCGGGUAAUACGCGUGAUGAUCAAUGAAGCUAGUUUUGAAGAUGAUCUAUUAACGAUUCCCCCGCUCGAUCUUUUCUUCUCUGAAACGAUCUGAUUAUGUAUCCCUUAUCCAGUAAACGAGAUUCACGAUCAUUAUCUUCGAGAGACAAGCACCGAAUAUCUGAAACAUCCUCAUCACUUUUGUUGCACUUUACAAAAGUUAUGGAAGCCGGGAAGGAUCAUGGGACACGAGUCAAGAUCAGAAGACAAGGUUUCUCGGAGAAAAGAAGAGAAGAAGCGAUGGAACUGUUUGGGCGAAGAAGUUACCGCGUCGCGCAUUGUCGUCUCUUCAACUGCCAGCUUGGGUUGUUGGAUGAGCCUCUUCUCUUUUUUCCUCAAUUCACUUAUCUCUUUAAUCGACACGAACUCUCCGAGAACCUUCUUAAGGAAUCCUUAAAUCUUUGUUUCACAAUUGUGUACGAUAUUUCUAUUUCCGAUGCCGCGUCCACUUGACUUUCCUUUUAGUACGAGAGGUCCCUGCGCUCUACAAGCGUACGUCGAACUGUUUCAAACUUUGAUAGUCGUCCCGCAAUUUUGGACAUUUGUCGUGUAUUUUAUAGCAAUAAAGUCGACGCGGAAAGAAGAUGAUAUAUAAAUGUCGUUCCUAUGUGAUACAGUUUGUAAGGUUUUUUAAAAUUAUCGGAGGCUGAAUCAUUUUUUUAAUUUAAAAAAAGAAAUCGGGCGAAUCAAGUGAUCGAUUGAUUGCCCGCUGCGACUUCCGAAAGAAUCGAUCGAGCGUGUUUAUCGUUUGCGCGCGAACAAUUAUAUACUUAUAUAUUUUUCGUACCAUUGUUAAGCACGUACGGGAACACGAUUCUGAACAAUGUAUCAUUAUAACUUUAACUAUUUUAUGCUCUUUCGGUGUACGGGAUGCAAAGAUAUCAUAUAAGGAAAUAAGGGAAAAUUUAUACAAAGCUUAUAGUCGCUCGAUAAUCCUGUCGCGGAAGUAGCGGGUGAUCAUCAGAAUGAGACUAAUCCCUGGGAUUUUGUUAAGUUGCGAUAUUUGUUAAUUUAAUUUGUACGAGAUUAUUCCGUACAAUUUGCAUGCCACGCAAUGCAAUGAGGCGUAUAAAAUGCAAAAGAAAUAGGACAAACUAUGCAGAAACGAGUCUCGAACCGAUCGUUAAAGAAGAUGCUAUCGACGAGAAAGAGAGAGAAAGAAGUAGAAUUUUGUACAUAAUAAUAAUAAUUAUUGUGAAUUUUAGAGUGCUGAACGAGAAUGUCCGCACGAUCUCGCGCGAUAUCGAUUUUUCGUAAGCGUGUACUUUUCGUUUGGAUAUUUCGCAUUUCCGCUCUGUGUGCUUUCGUCUCGAUCGUUAUCAGUGCCAGUAGAUACGCGAUUUAUAUUUCAUAUUUGUAAUUUUGUAGUCGUAAAGAAUUAACGAUUACUUUUAGCGAUAUGACAGAGAGAAGGAAGAAGAGAGAGAGAGAGAGAGAGAAUUGCAAAAGGUAAUGCAAUGUCUCACAACGAUCGAUUUUCGUAAAACAGUAUCAGAGACUCUGCGAUCUUGCAGUUAUCAAUUAUACUUUUUAGACGAGUAGUACCGAUACUAGAUGAUACUACUCUCUUCUCGUGCAAUCUCGCGUACAACGUGUCGCGCGAUGAACUCACGGUGCUUACUAUUUUGCAAUCGACAAAAGAAUCGACGGAAAUUGAUUGUUAAAUUGACGCAAUAAUUGAUAAAAUAAAAAUAGAAUUGAUCAUUGGAAACGGCGAAAGGAGAUGAUUUUCGCUUAGUUUGUUUUGCGAAGACGUGAAGCAAAAAAAAGCGUUUAUUGAAUUUUUAUUCUUUUUAUUAGAUCGUGUGUGUGAUUCAUACUAUACAUAUAGGGGAAUAUAGUAUAUAUAUAUAUAUAUAUAUAUAUAUAUAUAUAUAUAUAAAGGGGGGAAAUAUUUGACAAGAGAAUGUAAAACGACUGUCAUAUAAUAAUGGACGAGGAAAAACCGGGUUGAGAGAGCCGAUCAUACUGAUGAUUAUGAUGAUUAUUAUAUGAAAUAAUUGUAUUUAUUACGCAACUCGAAGAGGAGAAUCUACAAAUAAAUACCGAAUCGACGAAAUGGUGAUGAAGAAUAAUUGUAUAAUGUAAACGUUAAAUUUUUAUUUUCCACGAUGAUAGUUAUGUGAAUAUAUUGCUACAGUCCGAUCCAAAUAUAAUCAAGCUUUUGUAACACUAAUUAUAAUAAAAAAUCUAAUAAUGAUACUGCUAAUUACACGUAAUUGUAUCGCACACAUACGGUAAAAAUUAUAAAGUAUGAGCUACAAAUAAGCAGUUUCAUUUUUGCGCGUGUACGGAAGCGAAGAGUAGUGCGCCCAAAAAUCUUUACAAAUUCAACUAGUUACCGUCGCUCUGUAAAUUUGACGAACGUCCCUUUCAUCCAAUGCAUUUUUUUCGCAUAUUUAUACUGUGUAUGCAUGUCCUAUAUCACGAAUAAGCCUUUUCCAUUAUGAAAUUAAAAACAUGACACUAAAACAUUUUUGGCACUCUUUCGCCAUACUAUUUUUUUAUCUUCCGCGCAUAAUUCGCUGUAUAUUUACAGAUUGUGUAUUUUGCAAUAACAUUUUAUCGAAAGUAAUAAACACGACUAAGAUUAAGCGAACGCAACAUCCUCUCAGCAUUCUAGAAAAUCCUCUAAAAAUAAGUUAAUUAAAAGAAUUAUUCUUAAAUUAUAUCUCUAAUUUUUAAAAUUGAAUAUUAGACGCAAAACUUUGAAAUUAAAUAAAUUAAAAAUUUUUUAAUGUUUAAAAAGAAUUAUAUUUGUCUCUAAUUUAUUAUGCAAGAUAUUUUGAAAUAACAAAAGUUUUGAACAUAUUUCAUAUGAUUUUGAGUAUUAGGACGUAGAAUAAUAUUUUGGCCUUUCUUACUAAUAUUUUUUUUUGGAAUGACAUUUCAAUGCAUAAUUGUUCGCUAAAUUUUUUUGUGAUAUUUUUAAAUUAUAUUUAUGCGCGAUAAUCAUCACCACUACACAUUAAGUAAAGUCAAUUAUAUUUAAUCAGCGGACGAUACACUUAGCAGUUAAAAGCCUACCCAGAUAAUAUUUCUUGGACAUUGCACAUGGGGUAAUUUCUGCGACCCUUUGUGCGUGUACUCACAGGGUAACUCUCAUUGAACUUAAGCGAAAAUCAAGAGAAAAAAAAAGAUAGAAAAAGAACCCAGAAAAAAGUUGUAGCUAUUUCAAGAGGGCGGUUGAAAGUGAGAAUGAAAAAUGAGAGAAAAAAAAAAGAAAGAAAGAAAUACAACUAUUUUUCCAUUUCCGAGCUGCAAAAGCCUUUUUCUUCGCAUAGUAAGCGCGCUGAAGGAAAACUCGAUAAAUCGUGAUUCCUGAUGAAAUUUCGUCCAGCUCCUUCUGUGAGCCAGCACAAUCUUUUAAAUCACUUUGAGAAUCGCUGAAUCGCUUGCGACAUUUUUUUCCCGUCUCAAAAUAUGGGAGAAAAAGAAAGAGAGAAAAGAAUUGAGAAUUUUGUAAUAUUCACUGCGAUAAUCUCCCCACAGUAUUUGUACCUAUUCUUACCAUAUUUCAGAAUUUCUAAAGAUUUUUGGAUAUACGCCGUAAGAAAGAAAGAAAGAGAGAGAGAGAGAGAGAGUGAAAGCGAGUGAGCGAGAGAGAGAGAGAGAGAAAGAAAGAAAGAACGAAAGAAUGAAUUGAUAAUUAUAUGUAUAUUUGCCCGGUUUCGGAAAUAUUUUAUCGAAGCGAACAGGGGGGAAGCGCGGCCCGGAUCACACCGGAGGACAUUAUCCUCGAUGAAUAUUGUGUGUAUGUACACACCUAGAACAACACCUAGAACAAACACAUAAAACACGCAUACACGCACACACACAAAGAUACACGUACGUACAAUACCGUAGUUGUGGCAGCUCGUACUACGUUCUUCUCGUUUCCAUAGUUAAAGCAGCAAACGUAGUAGCAAGGAUAAUAAACGGUAGUGAAUAACGAUAUAAUGAGUAAAGUUAACGGUAACGAUAAUAUAAUAAAUAGGAAAAAAUAUCAAUAAAAAAAAAAUAAAGAAUUAAACGCGAUAUUAAUCGCAGAUUUCGCGUAGAUAGGAUGAAAAAAGUAGGAUCCGCGCCUGAUAUAAUAUAUCUCGUAAAUGCGACGAAUUUUCGACGCAUUUUUUUAGAUAAUCGAUCGCAAAAUCGGCGAAACUUGUCUUAACCCACUCUCUUCAAUACGUAGAACAUGAUUGUAUACGACGAUUGUUACAAUUCAGCGAACGUGCUCGGAACGCGCAAUAUCGGUGAUGAAAAGGAAAGAAAAAAAAAUAGUCAGUGCGAUCGUCGAGCAGAGAAAAACGAUUAUAGAAACUAGCAGGUACCUUUCAGCUAUGUGCCUUUGACAGAAAAGCUACAUUGAUUAAGUGACCCGAGGCUGAAAGAUGAUGAGAGAUAAGAAUAAGACAUAAAGGUAGACGAAAGAUGGAUAAGGACGUUAUUUUAAUGAUAAAGAGAUUUUAAUAUUUUUUUUUGACGAUAUCGAGCGGCGUUUUUCCUGUGUGUUUCCUAAACACGUCAUAUUAAACGUGAAACGAUUGAAAAGCGAAGCUUUUAAUUAUCGCUCUAUUAAAAUGAUGUCUUCGAAAAUUAAAUAUUAAUCAAUCUGAUAAGCAAUAAACGAUUUCUCGAUGCGAGAACGAUGAAAUAUUAAGAUAUUAAGAAUUAAUAUCUUAUGAUGUUUAGAAUUAAUCCUCUGUUCUUAAUAGUUAUUAUAUGUAAUUAAUUUAUUAAAUGUAUAUAUAAUCUAUGACAAUAGUAAGAAUACUCAUCUAAUUUUAUCCUCCAUAACUCUUUGGAUUUUCUCUUUUAUUCUUUAAGCUCUUUUGUAAAAGAUACUUUUUAUUUUUUACAUAUUUUUUUUUAAUUCUUUGUUUUACGGUUUUAUUUUCGAUUUUUAUCGCUUCUCGCAGUUUAGCCUUGCAUACCGUGUUGCGCGUUCACGAGCAGGAUCGAAUCAUAGUGAUCCCGGCGACGUCCUGGCAGCCGCUAAUCGCUUCCGAAACCAGGGAAAAUCGACCCUACCUUAUACAUAUACAUAAAACUCUAGAAUAUAAAUGAGAAAAGGAAGAAAUAAUCCGGUUAAGAGAGACACAAUGGCUAAAAUACCAUAAGAAUGACGAUAAGAACUAAUUAAUAAAUCACUUAAAAACAAGAAAGAGAGAGAAAGAGACAGAAUGACAUAAAUAAUAAUUUUUUUUAAUACGUUAUAAAAGAGGCAAAUAAUAUAUAACAAAAACACAAUAUUUUGAACGAAUCGAGCGGAGGUAGGAUGGGCAGAGGAUAAAAUGGGAGGGGGGGAAAAGGCAGAGAAAAAGAUUAAUGAAAAGAAACAAAAUAAUAAUGUCCAUGUUGCUAAUCUUAGCGGUGAGAUAGACAUCAUGCAUAGGCGAUGUCUUAGUUUAAAGAAAGUUAGUUCUUAAUACACAAGCAAGAGAGCGAGAGAAAGAGAGAAAAAGAACACAAACACACACACACACACACACAACAUUUACAUAAAAAAGAUAUAUACAAAUGACGUAAUGUUUACAGCAAGAUCCCUAAGCCAUCGACAUAAGUGACAUAAAAAGAAGAAGCAUUCGAUCUCUGAGGACAAUUUGAUUCAUGCGAAUAAAAGGGCGAAUUGAAAUCGAUCGAUGUGACUUCGAUGAGUUCGACUUUCAAUGCCAUAUGGGAUGUUCUGGAAUUCCCAAGUUUUAUAAUUUUGAUUAUAAAUUUUUUUCUGUUUUAUUUUGAUUAAAUUCUGCUGUAGUCUAUAUCUAGUAAAUGUUCUUCGAUUCCAAACAUAAAGACAUUAAUCGACGUGUUCUCGAUUAUAAUUUUAUCAGCAUCAGAAAUCGAACUCCACAAUAAAAAUCAAUCGAUCGUUGAUUCUCGAAUGAUUUAUGGAGACACCAAUGAUACGCUACCAGCGUGCUCCCAGUCGUUUUCUCCUGUCAGGAGAAAGGGACCAAUCAUCAGAGCAAUAAUACAUCUUACAUUUUUUUAAUCAGUAUAAUCCUCUUUUGAAUUUUUUUUCUCAAUUUUGGUCUUAUUCUCGUCGAAAUUCCGAAGUUGACAAAUUGCCUAUAAAAAUAAAUCGCGCGAGCUAAUUGAUCUAGAAAUCCCUGGAUUGGGAUUCAUCCGACGUCUAUCGUUUAUCGGGACAUCAAUGAUUCGGCAGAUAAGAGCUUGUUUUUAUAGCGAUGAAUGUUUAUCAAGAAUCCAAGUGUACUCUCAAGAGUUUUAUUCUUCAAGUGUGGCAGUUUUACUCUGAUUUUCGACACGAUAAAACUCUCUUACAAACUUUGAACGCGAAAGUGAGCUUCACUAGAAACUUGUUUGAGAUUUUCACUCCUCGAUAUAAUAAUUUUUUGCUUCCUGCGGUCUUAUAUGACAGAGCAACUCUCUUAACAAAAGCUCACCGGAGAAUUUUUUCUGUCUGAGAUAGCCGUUUGGGGUAAACCUCUUAAAAAUACUCUUGGAUUUUAUACUAAAGAAUAAUGGGGAAAAAAGCAUGGAAGAAAGAAAAAAAAUGGCCAAAGCGAAUCUUAUCUUUUUUUAUAAAUAACCGAUAACUACACAUAUACACACAUACACAAUAGCCAUGCGUGUGUGAGAAGAGAGAAAGAGAGAGAGAGAGAGAGAGAGAGAACGAACGUAAACUUAAAUUAUUAUAAAUAUUAAUACUAAUUAAUAUUAUUGAAUAUAUAUACCUCUUCUGUACAUACAAUUAAGCCACAACAAUAAUAAUGAAUAAUAAUUGAUGAUCAUGAACGAUGGACGAACCGCAGAACGGGGCAAACACAAUAAUUGCGCAUUGUUUUUAGUAAAAAGAAAAAGAGGCGAAACGCGGUAGCGAACGCGAUUAUUACUAAGUUGUGAAUAUUAAUAAGUACGAUUGUAAUUGUAAUUAUAUAUACUUAUAUUCGCGGCGAUACGAUGAUGUAAUUGUAUGAGAUCCACGCAUACAUACACACCACACAGUAUAAAUAUUAUAAAUAUAUUAUAUAAUAACGACGACGACGAUGGUGGAGACGAUGGUGAUUUUUAUUAUGUUACUAUUAUUAUUAUUAUUAUUAUUAAUUAUUAUUAUUAAUUAUCACCAUUAUUAUUGCGAUCAUUAUGGUUGUAUUAUAUAUUGUACUGAGGAAUAUAUACACUGAUAUAAGAAUGAAAUGAGUUCAAUUAAAAUGUGAGCGAGUACAACAUUGUUGAGUAAACGGUAAGGAAUAUAAAUCCAAUGCGCGUCGUGUUAUUUGUACUUAUAUUAGUUGUAUUAUUGAAUUAUGUACCGGAUUAUGUACUAUCUCAAAGAUUUUAUCGUGUUUCUUUUUUUAUUUUUGCGUCUGUUAGAGUCUCGCGCGAUAAAAAAAAUCUACUCCAAGAGGAUUUCUUUCUAGACUACUAUUUCAUUUUUUUAUACUCACUUUUGAAGAUGAUUGAACUUCGAUUUGGAGCACGAAAAGUUUUAUAGACGCAUAGACAAAAUUCACGGACGAUCAUAAAUGUGCAUAAUUAUGAUGUCUUUUUUAUGCAGUAAACAAUAAAAUAUAUCGUCUAA